Heterobilharzia americana is the source of this 2833-nucleotide messenger RNA. NCBI's taxonomy places the organism in Eukaryota, Metazoa, Platyhelminthes, Trematoda, Strigeidida, Schistosomatidae. The record is from the annotation of a GenBank genome assembly.
AGCUACUCUUCUUACAAGGUCAUUUCGCUUAUUUGUUUCUGCGCUAUGAGCACUGCUGGAGCGUCGCGCAAACGAAGAAAGGGUGCUAAGGUUUCUCAAGAGCAGCACGCUGGACCUUCGGGUUCAGUGGGCCCUCCCCCCGAGCUUUCUGGCUCAGUCAGCGUCACCUCAUGUCUGGAGGGCCCUACCGAAACAUUGAGGGCCGCCAGACAAAAAAAAAGUCAUCCUCAAAAAGAACCAAUAAUUCAUCUUUCUGAAGGUUUGUCCAGAUUGGAUUUGAAUAAAAUAUCGAUUCCUGGUCGACCGGACAAAGGUGGUAGUUUAGGAAAGAAAAUAAGCGUUACCGCCAACUGCUGGGAUAUUUCUGUCUUGUCCAAAGUUGUGUAUAUGUAUAGGGCUGAAGUCAAUAAAGUUUACCGCAAAGACAAUAAAAAAGGCGAAAAAAUCGAAAUAAGAAUGCCACCGAAAGAUAAGCGUGCCUUAAUCAAACAGGUUACCGAUCAGCUACCUGGCACAAUAAUUUACGAUGGCGGACACGAUAUAUAUUCCUUGAAUAAGUUACCUGGAAUCACUACAGAUCCUAUAAAAGCGGAAAUUAGUGUAGUUGAUCCACUGGGUCGGGAUAACCUUCUCCUGGAGUACCAAAUAAUGGAAGUGAAGCAGGUUUCAACGGAUGAUGUUUUCCGAUAUGUAGAUGAUCCAAAAGCAACUUCUUUGAAUAUGCCUCAAGAAUCCAUCAGAUUGUUGGAUUGUCUUUUGAAAACGGUUUCGAAACAUUCGUUAAUAUCUCUUGGACGAGCAGCUCUAUUUUACGAAGAGCCAAUCAAAGUGGUUCCGAAUAAACUCUUCACCAUUCAUAAGGGUUUUAUCAGUAGUGUUAGACCACAGUGGAAGGUCCGUGUGAACGUGGACAUGACUUGCAAAGCUUUUUUUACAUCUGGAAACCUAGCGGAUGUGAUAUAUGAGAAGUAUGGCGAUGAUAUGGCCAAAUACAGUUCCCAAAUAGCAUAUGAUUUAAGAAGAAUUAGAGUUGAGACCGAUAAGUUUUAUAAGACUGAGAGUGGAAAUGCCUACUCCCGACGCUUCACUGUACAUGGGAUAUCAUCAAAACCAGCGAACUGUCUGAUUAUUGAGGAGCUGAAACAGUCUGUAGCUGAAUAUUUUGAACAGCAUCAUCAUAUCACUCUUAAAUAUCCAUACCUUCCCUGUGUGAAAGUUGAUCAAAAACGUGAGGUUUAUAUACCCAUGGAAUUGCUGAACAUUUUACCGUACCAACCACCUAGUGCGAGUAAGGCUGAUGUGGCCAGUGAGGUGAUCCGCUGUGCAGCAGUUCGGCCACAAGAACGCUUUAAAGAACUUCAGAUUUUUGCAAACAAUAUGUUGAAGUUACACCCUCUGGUCAAACAGUUCGGUUUGGCGAUUCAGUUGAAACCAUUGGAGGUUGGUGCGCGAGAGAUUCAACCACCAACUGCUGCUUUUGGUCGUUUUGGUAUACAAACAGUGAAGGCUGGAAGCUGGAAAUCACCUGGCUUUCAUGACCCUGCUGGUAAAGGGAGUGAGCUUCAUUGGGCAAUACUCUGUGUCCCACCCAAUCAGCGAUCUCACGCUCAUGUGCAAAAGGUUACGUCUGAAUUGCCUCGUGCUGCCAGCCGUUUUGAGGUACGUUUCAAUCCUCGACCUAAAGUGUCCCAAUGUCCCAAAGGAGAACUUAGCAGGAAAUUCGAAGAGCUUGCCAAACAAGGCUGUGCUUUCCUACUCCUCAUCUUGUAUGAUGAGCUAGCAUACCCUACGAUCAAACGACUCAGCGACCUACAGAUGGGCAUCCGCACUCAGUGUGUACGAAGUCGCACUUUAGACAAACCGAGCGUGUUCCCGAAUCUGUUACUGAAGCUCAAUGGGAAACUUGGUGGUGUCAAUUGGCAAAUACCAGAUCUAAUUAAAAACAAUCAGGAAUUGAUAAUGGUUUUCGGAGCAGAUGUCACUCACCCAGCACCCACACAGACUCAACAACUACGAAAAUCAGUUGCCGCAGUUAUUGGUAGUGUGUCACCCGAUCUAAUGCGAUAUGGAGUGGUAAUCCGCCAACAAGCGACCACAGAGAGGGGAAGUAAAGCCGCCAGAGAAAUCAUUGAUGAUAUGCGUCUUAUAGUCAAAGAAUUGCUUCAGAUUUACUUGCGAAAUACGAAAGGGCGGUUCCCAACUCGUAUGAUUUUCUAUCGUGAUGGGGUUUCGGAAGGUCAAUUUGAGAAUGUGCUAGUUGAAGAGCUGGCAGCUAUCCAGAGGGCUUGCUCAGAUAUUCGUCCUGGUGAGGAACCAGCUAUCACUUACAUUGUUGUACAAAAGCGUCAUCAUAUUCGAUUCAGACCGUCUGACCCCAGGGCACGAAACGUGGAGCCAGGAACGGUGGUUGAUACAGAAAUCACACAUCCCAGAGAAUUUGAUUUUACCUCUGCUCUCAUGACGGCAUUCAGGUAAUUUGUCAGGCUAUGUUUAAUAAUUUUGCCAGGGAACAUCUAAACCUGCUCAUUAUCAUGUUCUGUAUGAUGACAGUAACUGGACAUCGGAUGCUCUUCAAAUGUUUACGUACCACUUGUGCUAUGCCUACAUGAGGUGCUCCCGGAGCGUCUCUUAUCCAGCUCCAACUUACUAUUCUCAUUUGGCAGCAUUUCGUGCACGUGACUGGCUAUCAGACCUAGAGCGACCAGAAAUCCUGUUGGAUGGUGGUCGUUUCAAAAUCCAUGACAGCCAAGUUGAUGGCAUGUUUUACUUAUGAACAGCUGUGAGCUAGGAAGAUCUAUUUAUUACUAUCUUGAAUAAAUUGUAUUUACCUAUC